CCCAGCGCGGCGGCGGGCGCUGUGCGCACGCGCGCUCGGAACCCCGCACCACCUCCGCCCUCCCCCGGCGCGGCGGCGGCGGCGAGCGCUGUGCGCAGGUGCGCGCGGGAGCCCCCUGCCCGCCCCCCGGAGCGGAGCGGCGCGGCGGGGAGCGCGCGCGCCAUGGCGGGCCCCAGCCUGCGGCCGCACGUGCACUGGGCGCAGCGGCACCGCGAGCUCUACCUGCGCGUGGAGCUCAGCGACGUGCAGAACCCGGACAUCACCAUCACCGACAACGUGCUUUAUUUCAAAGCUCAGGGACAUGGUGCCAAGGGGGACAACAUCUACGAGUUUCAGAUCGAGUUCCUAGAGCCAGUCGAGCCUAAACCCCUAUACAAGGUGACUCAAAGGCAGGUGAACAUCACGGUGCAGAAAAAAGAGAGCAACUGGUGGGAGAGACUCACCAAGCAAGAGAAGCGCCCGCUCUUCCUAGCUCCUGACUUCGAUCGCUGGUUAGACGAGUCGGAUGCUGAAAUGGAACUCAGGGAGAAGGAAGAAGAAAAGAUUAACAAAAUGAAAAUAGAAUCCAGAGUCCCAAAAGACCCGUUCAAACAUCUGAAGAAAGGAUACUUAAUCAUGUAUAAUCUUGUACAGUUUCUGGGAUUCUCUUGGAUUUUUGUGAACAUGACAGUACGACUGUUCAUCUUAGGAAAAGACUCCUUCUAUGAUACGUUUCACACUAUCGCUGACAUGAUGUAUUUCUGUCAGACCCUGGCAUUAAUGGAGAUCUUGAAUUCACUAAUAGGACUAGUCAGAUCACCGCUGAUACCUGCUGUAAUCCAGGUAUUUGGAAGGAACUUUAUUUUGUUUGUUGUCCUUGGAAGUUUAGAGGAAAUGCAGAGCAAAGCUGUGGUGUUCUUCGUAUUUUAUUUCUGGAGUAUCAUUGAGCUGUUCAGGUAUCCCUAUUAUAUGCUCUCGUGCAUCGGUAUUGAAUGGAAACCACUAACCUGGCUCCGUUACACCAGCUGGAUCCCUCUCUACCCUUUAGGAUGCUUGGCAGAAGCUGUCUGUAUCGUUCAAUCCAUUCCAAUCUUCAGUGAAACAGGGAAAUUUAGUCUGGCAUUGCCAAAUCCACUCAACGUCACAAUCCAGUUUUCAUUCUUGCUUCAAGUAUACCUUAUAGCCUUAUUUUUAGGGCUAUUUGUAAACUUCCGUCAUCUCUACAAGCAAAGGAGAAAGCACCUUGGACCAAAGAAGAGAAAGAUGAAGUAAAGGAGGACUGCAAUGCUUUCUUAUCUAACUUAUCUCAGUGAUAGAUAAGCCUCUAAUUCUUACGGUUUUACCCACUGCAAUGUAAACUAUUUUGUAAAGUUAAAUCAUAUUAGAUUUCAUAGUGAAUUCAGGUAACAUUCCUAUAUACUGUAUUUUGUUCUGUUUCAAUCAUAUGUAUGCAUGGCAUUUAUCAUUGAACAGAAACAUUUAAAUUUGUGUCCCAUCAACUACCAUACUGGAAAGAAAUCCUAUUAUCUGCAUAUAAUAUGCUUAUAAACAGUGGAGCAGCACUAAAUAGAAAUAGUGCUUAUCUUUUAAUUGGAUAUUUGCUCUUUCAAUAUUGCAUGCAGAUAGGGCUUCUGAUGUUGGGAUAUAGUAUUAGCUGACCCAUGCUGUUCCUAGGGUGCCAGUUUGAUGGCAGGAGGAACAGAGUCUGAGACCACUAUGAACAGUGUUUGGGUGUUUAUUAAUGGUUGGGGUAAAUCUGCUCUGCCCCCUCCCUUUUUUAUUGAAGCAUGCUGCUGCUAUUUUUUAAACUGGAAAUACUGAUGUCAGAUUAGAUACUACUAACUUGCUCUGUUCCUAGUUUAGUCUUAACAGAAUAGGAGCACUAGGUGGACCCCAGCAACACCUGUUUAGCAGGAUAAAUCCUACCCAGGCAUUAGGGAAAGGAAGCUGCCAGCCUGUCACGUGGCCAGAAAGGCUUUCCUCAUUGAUAACGCAAGCAUAGAAAUACAGCAAAACAAGAAAACACGGGUAUGAGCUUACUCUUAGCAUGUAAACCCCAGCAGAACUCCAUCCACUGAUGCAGAGGGAAAAACAUCUCAUGAGAGUGGGAAAGACACAAACCUGGAACUCUCCCAGGUAGGUGGUCCCCUCUGCUCCUUCCUAGCCUUCUGAAAGGCUGUGAGGCUUGUUUUUCUACUUAAAUUUAGGAGUGUACCUGAGAAAUUGGCAUGUAUGCUUUGUUAGACAGCCCCUGAUGAAUGGAGUGGUAGGUCUAAUAAACCAUGGAUUAUUUUGAUACCAUGUACCAAAUCUUAGCAAGGGAGAUCCUACACGGGGCUUGAAGGGAACCUUUCCCCUCCAUUUGCUUUAAACAACAACAACAACAACAACAAAAAGAGAAAUUCCCCCUGCUCCUGGCCCAUGUUCUAGGUCAUCCCUCCUCUCAUGUGGAAACAUUUGUUUCAGUUGACUUCUCUUCAGGAUGUUCUUCCUCACACCUAGCUUCCCCUAGUUGAUUCUGGAUCCCUCUGGCCUCUUUAGUCCAGUUUAGAAAAAGUACAAUAAACCUGUUCUAAAACUAUGUUGAGGUAGAACAGGCUGCAUCAUGACUGCCCCCAGGGCAAUGCAGGGCAAUGCCAGCAAUCACAGGCACGUAAGUUGAGAUUAGCUUAGUGCCAUCUUACUCUGUUACUUUUUUCUACUGUAAAACAAUGUGAAUCCUACAGAAAAUUAAAUAUUUUUGAUGCUUAAAAGUAACAAACAGCCUCCUAUUCAUGACCUGGCCCCAGCGAUUGUUACUGUGAAGAAAGAAAUUAUGCUAUAAGGAGAUUUUAACAAAGAACGGGUACAAGCUCCACACUGCAUUUCACAAAUGUUUUUUGUCAACAAGUAGCAUGAUGCAGUUGCUUUUUAGAGAUCUCACUCAAGGGCUUACUCUCAAAGGAGAGUGCAGAUAGGUUCACUCAGAAGAGUUGAGCGUUACUUGCACACUUACUAUUUCACCACAGUGCACACUGUACUUAUGUAUGUUUGAAGUAUGUCAAGGGACUGAAUAGCUGAGCAUUGGAACAGCAAGGAUCACUUCCAUACUUUAAUUUCUCCACUGAGCAUUUAAACUUCUGUUAUAAAUCCGUAUGUAACUCAUACAUGAUACUUCUCAGUGAAACUGUGGUACCUGGUGUGAGCUGUCAUGGAUCUUACACUACUGAGUUCAUUAGUCCUUCAGAAAGAAUGUGUUUCUAUUAAUAAAGAUUUACAACCAAA
Messenger RNA from Dromaius novaehollandiae (emu), 3243 nucleotides. It is a transcript of the gene HACD3, whose product is annotated as 3-hydroxyacyl-CoA dehydratase 3. Gene Ontology annotation, molecular function: 3-hydroxyacyl-CoA dehydratase activity. The record is from RefSeq and is a predicted model, not a curated record. Lineage: Eukaryota; Metazoa; Chordata; Aves; Casuariiformes; Dromaiidae. Gene Ontology annotation, cellular component: endoplasmic reticulum membrane. The transcript is spliced from 11 exons. Gene Ontology annotation, biological process: very long-chain fatty acid biosynthetic process; sphingolipid biosynthetic process; fatty acid elongation. Bases 163 to 1251 code for a protein of 362 amino acids.